Messenger RNA from Octodon degus (degu), 1947 nucleotides. It is a transcript of the gene Nfix, whose product is annotated as nuclear factor I X. The coding region runs from base 424 to 1908 and encodes 494 amino acids. Gene Ontology annotation, molecular function: DNA-binding transcription factor activity, RNA polymerase II-specific; RNA polymerase II cis-regulatory region sequence-specific DNA binding. The transcript has 11 exons. Lineage: Eukaryota; Metazoa; Chordata; Mammalia; Rodentia; Octodontidae. Gene Ontology annotation, cellular component: nucleus. The record is from RefSeq and is a predicted model, not a curated record. Gene Ontology annotation, biological process: regulation of transcription by RNA polymerase II.
UUGAUUUUUAAAUUUUGCAUAUUUUUCUUUUCUUUUUUAAAAGACUGGAAUAGGAUGCAUAGGGAGAAAAAAUUGAAAAAAAAAUUUAUGUUGGCUUUUGUUUACCUGGCGUGUGUGGCAACCAGCUCGCUCCCUCUCUCUGCUUGCUAUCCCUGACCUUUCUUUCUUUUUGCGCCUUUUAAAAAAAAAUAUUAAUUUUCCCCUUCGGUGCAAUGGAGCGUGGGGGUGCGGAGGGGGAAGGGUUUGAGAAUCCACCCAAGCCCGGCCCCUAUUCCCCAGAACACCAAUAAUAACCCCCUUUAAAACAUUUACCUUCCUCCCCUGCUCCUCCUCCUCCCCUCCCCCACCCGCCCCCAACUCACAACUCUGUUGAGUCCAGAAUCUCAGAAUCGAGCGUGGGGCUUGGCCGGGUGCUUCAGAUCAAUGGAUGAGUUCCACCCGUUCAUCGAGGCGCUGCUGCCUCACGUCCGCGCCUUCUCCUACACCUGGUUCAACCUGCAGGCGCGAAAGCGCAAGUACUUCAAGAAGCACGAGAAGCGGAUGUCAAAGGAUGAGGAGCGGGCGGUGAAGGACGAGCUGCUGGGCGAGAAGCCUGAGAUCAAGCAGAAGUGGGCAUCCCGGCUGCUGGCCAAGCUGCGCAAAGACAUCCGGCCCGAGUUCCGUGAGGACUUUGUGCUGACCAUCACGGGCAAGAAGCCCCCAUGCUGCGUGCUGUCCAACCCCGACCAGAAGGGCAAGAUCCGGCGGAUUGACUGCCUGCGCCAGGCCGACAAGGUGUGGCGGCUGGACCUGGUCAUGGUGAUUUUGUUUAAGGGGAUCCCCCUGGAAAGUACUGAUGGGGAGCGGCUCUACAAGUCGCCCCAGUGCUCGAACCCCGGCCUGUGUGUCCAGCCACAUCACAUUGGAGUCACAAUCAAAGAACUGGAUCUUUAUCUGGCUUACUUUGUCCACACUCCGGAAUCCGGACAAUCAGAUAGUUCAAACCAGCAAGGAGAUGCGGACAUCAAACCACUGCCCAACGGGCACCUCAGUUUCCAGGACUGUUUUGUGACUUCCGGGGUCUGGAAUGUGACAGAGCUGGUGAGAGUAUCACAGACCCCUGUUGCGACAGCAUCAGGGCCCAACUUCUCACUGGCGGACCUGGAGAGUCCCAGCUACUACAACAUAAACCAGGUGACCCUGGGGCGGCGGUCCAUCACCUCCCCUCCUUCCACCAGCACCACCAAGCGCCCCAAGUCCAUCGAUGACAGUGAGAUGGAGAGCCCUGUCGACGAUGUGUUCUAUCCUGGCACAGGCCGCUCGCCAGCGGCUGGCAGCAGCCAGUCCAGUGGGUGGCCCAAUGACGUGGACGCAGGCCCGGCUUCUCUAAAGAAGUCAGGAAAGCUGGACUUCUGCAGUGCCCUCUCCUCUCAGGGCAGCUCCCCGCGCAUGGCUUUCACUCACCACCCGCUGCCUGUGCUUGCUGGAGUCAGACCAGGGAGCCCACGGGCCACGGCCUCUGCCCUGCACUUCCCCUCCACAUCCAUCAUCCAGCAGUCGAGUCCGUACUUCACGCACCCUACCAUCCGCUACCACCACCACCACGGCCAGGACUCGCUGAAGGAGUUUGUGCAGUUUGUGUGCUCUGACGGCUCGGGCCAGGCCACUGGACAGCCCAACGGUAGCAGCCAGGGCAAAGUCCCGGGGUCAUUUUUGCUACCACCGCCGCCUCCAGUGGCCAGACCUGUGCCCCUUCCUAUGCCUGAUUCCAAAUCCACCAGCACUGCCCCAGACGGCGCCGCCUUGACUCCUCCAUCACCUUCAUUCUCAACGACAGGCGCCUCCUCUGCCAACCGGUUUGUCAGCAUCGGACCCCGGGACGGCAACUUUCUGAACAUCCCACAGCAGUCUCAGUCCUGGUUCCUCUGAUAAGAUCGACAAACAACAAAAUGAAAAAAAGAGGUUCCU